GGUGGAUGACGACGGUCACGCUCAAAAGUGCCCCGAGGUUUUCUUGUUGUUGUUGAUCUCAAAAUUGUUGCUUUGGUUAUUCGCGUUUGACAUUGCACAUUCCUCGCCGCCGAUGGAUCUCGUCAAGAAAAGCGCAGCAACGCCCUUAACAAUUUGUUUUGUCAGCCAAUGCAAAUCAGAACCGGUCGUGCACAGAUCCAAGGGCAUGGCCAGUCAUUGACCUCAUCGUCCGUUUAUCUUUUCUUUGGAUCUGCUCGUCGUUUUCUAUCCUGCGCUGCUUUUUGGUACUGGGAGGUGGGCGGGAAUGACCGGAAUGGUAUUGCAACCAGUGUUGCGACUUGCUCUUUGAAACGACGAUCGUGGCUAAGAUUUGCUAAAAACAUGCAUGGCACAUGGGAAUUUUCUGUAUUUUUAUUGUCUCCGCCCGCUAUAUCUGUGUAGAGUUAGACCGAAGAAACCUUUCCAUUGAAGAGACUAAAAUAAUUGUGUGAAAGGAAGAAUUUGGAAUUAGUUGGUCCGCGAACAUGGUGGCGAGCACACUGCAGAGCCCAAUUCAGUAUAAAAUUCAAAUUUUGCAUGUACAUAACAUGGUUUCAAGAUGCUUUCGAUUACACCACACCCUGACACUAUACCUCAUCAUAUUUGGGAGUCUGGUAUUAUUUUUUAGUUUCUAUUAUUUUGAUGGCCAUUCACACCAGCGGUCAACAGAAUCAGCCAGUGCUAGUGAAAACGAGAUCAAACAUCGGCCUCUUGUUGAUUACCAAAUAGAUAGGCCUAGCACGCGUAAUAAUCCACCUACAGCAAUAACAGAAAAUUCAUUAGCAACAUCAUUUAAAUCAACUUGCGGUGCGGCAGCUGAUCGUAGAGGUCCACAUCAAAAAGUCAUCGGCUAUUCCAUGUACGGCAGCAAUUUCUCAGAUCCGAAAUUUUACAACAAGUACUUGAAAUGGUUUGGUGAAACUCUCAGGACAAUCCCAAUGAAAUAUCCAGGAUGGGUGGUCAGAAUUUAUCAUCAGCUGAAGAGCGACGACGUGGACAGUUGGAAAGCCCUAAAUGAUGUCCUUGAUUUAAAGGGCAACGGUGACCACAUUGAUCUCUGCAAUGCGACGCAAGUAAUCAGGAAUCGACAUCUGGGAGACAUUUUCGAGAUGACUUGGCGCUGGUUGCCAAUGCUGGAUGAUAUGGUAGACACUUUGAUGUCGAGGGACUCGGACAGUGUCAUAAUUACUCGUGAACAAGAUGCCGUGGCUGAGUGGCUGGCCAGCAACAAAACCUAUCACAUCAUGAGAGAUCACCCACAGCAUUGUCUGUUUUUCGUCGGGUGUUGCUGGGGAGUAAAAAUCAACCAGGAACGCUCUGCAAUCGUCGCAGUAGCCGAGGAGAUGUUUAAAAAGAAUCACUUGCACAAAAAAGGAUACGACCAAGAAAUACUGAUCAAGCACUUUAAAACCAUGGCCGUCAAAAGCAUGGUUGCACAUGACAGCUACUGCUGCGGAAAAUUCCCGGGCAGCCAGCCGUUUCCGACCCCGAGACAAAACGGUUGGUUCAUCGGAUGGCAACGCAAAGUAUUAGCAGAGCUCAAAGUACCAUGUCCGGAAAAUUGCCGACCACACAACUUGACCGGACCAGCAGCAUUAGCCGAUUGGAGUUUGUGCUGAUGAAAUGUAUAGCCAACAUUUUUUUGUGUUAUGUUUGCAUGUAUAGGCCUUAUAUCGCCUUAUAUAGUCUAAAUAAAAGACGAUUGGACUCGA
This is a messenger RNA of Daphnia pulicaria, 1751 nucleotides long. RefSeq lists its product as uncharacterized. Lineage: Eukaryota; Metazoa; Arthropoda; Branchiopoda; Diplostraca; Daphniidae. The transcript is spliced from 5 exons. The record is from RefSeq and is a predicted model, not a curated record. The coding region runs from base 525 to 1658 and encodes 377 amino acids.